UUGAUUUCCAACGAGAACCUAGUCGAUUACAACUCUGACAGUGAAUAAAUAUGCACCUCGACGAAUCAUUCUCAAUCGCACCAAUUCGGACGAGUUCGGAUGAACGAGUUUCAAAGCAAACAUCCCUUGACAUGGGAAAAUACUUAGCUAAGAAUGAGGGCACCAAUAGAGUCUUGGAUUGAGUCGUGAAAGCGAACUAGUAAGCUGUUUGCAUUUCGGUAACAUUUGCUUGUUGUCAAUGCGACUUCCCGAAUCGGAUACACAAGGUUGUAUAUCCGGAAUCGGAUACCCGAGGAGGAUUGAUAAUGCUGCCGACCUUCAUUGAAACUCAGUGAUCUACCAAGAACAUAAAAAGAAUCAGGUAUCAUCCAAACGAUUAUCUUCAACAAUCAACAUAUUUGACAACCAAAACCAGCCAGCUUUUCUCUCAUCUCAAAAAUCAUUUCCAGCCACCGCAAACAUGAGUCUCGCCGUUGAACUAAAUGCAGUUUACACAGACUUUCACUCCACCGCUCCAGUAGCAUUGACAGGUCCGAUAAAGAAGUCCACCAGCGACUUCGUGGCCUCCUUCAAUGCUAAUGGCGCGAUCAAAGUUGGCGACAAACUUCCUUCAUUCCGUCUCAGCGACGCUUCGGGCAAAGAGGUCGACAGUGCAAGCCUGAUCGCCAAUGGGCCCCUCCUCAUCACUUUCUACCGUGGAAAUUGGUGCCCAUUCUGCAACUUGGCACUCCGAGCUCUUCAGAAACAUCUCGAAGACUUCAAGGCAAAGGGAGUCACUCUGGUUGCCAUCACCCCCGAGCUUCCUGAUACUUCUCUCUCCACGACUGAGAAGAAUGAGCUAGAGUUCACUGUGUUGUCUGAUGUUGGAAACGUCUUUGCUAAGAAGCUGGGGAUCACCUUCCAACAGCCAAACGAUAUGCGAUCGGUCUUCGACACAAUCGGGAUUAAUUUCAAGGAGCGCAAUGGAGAUGAUUCUCUUGUCGUUCCACUUCCAGCUACUCUAUUGGUUGACAAGAGUGGUGUUGUUCGGAACACCUUCAUCGACCCUGAUUAUGUUCAUCGCCUUGAGCCGACAACUGCGCUGGAGUGGGUUGAUGCGUUGAAGAACUAAAACAAGACCCUGUACUGCAGACUAAGGAUUGCACCCCAAGCACCGGAUUUGAAGGGAGGAGUCACAGCAGACCUGUAGAGACCUUGGAAUGCCGUGAAGCACAACUUAGCAAUGGAUCUUCUCUCGAGGAUUGAGACUUGAGAACCUGGAAUGAUGCAAUGCCACGUGAUUUGAGCAACUGGGAGCUUUCAAGUAAAAAAUAAAGCAGAGCACGGUGCAGGGUAUAGACUCUUGGGGGUCUUAGGGCUUGACUUGGUCUCAUUUGACCUUGACCUUAACAUUGAAGCGUGAAUUUCAGAAAGUCAUGCGUUCACGUGACCGAGACGGUGUGUCUGAAAAUAGUGUAACUGAAGCUACUCCUUUUUAGGAGGACGUUAUGCAGAUGUUUCAUGCAAUUCCCAAGA
Molecule: messenger RNA, 1515 nt
Organism: Mollisia scopiformis
Lineage: Eukaryota; Fungi; Ascomycota; Leotiomycetes; Helotiales; Mollisiaceae
Product: AhpC-TSA-domain-containing protein
Exons: 2
Coding region: 461-1111 (216 amino acids)
Biological process (GO): cell redox homeostasis; cellular response to oxidative stress
Cellular component (GO): cytoplasm
Molecular function (GO): thioredoxin peroxidase activity
Source: RefSeq, a predicted model, not a curated record